Messenger RNA from Exophiala aquamarina CBS 119918, 2412 nucleotides. RefSeq lists its product as uncharacterized. Gene Ontology annotation, cellular component: nucleus. Gene Ontology annotation, biological process: ribosome biogenesis. The transcript has a single exon. NCBI's taxonomy places the organism in Eukaryota, Fungi, Ascomycota, Eurotiomycetes, Chaetothyriales, Herpotrichiellaceae. Gene Ontology annotation, molecular function: ATP binding; nucleic acid binding; RNA helicase activity. The coding region runs from base 1 to 2412 and encodes 803 amino acids. The record is from RefSeq and is a predicted model, not a curated record.
AUGGCUGAUGACGGCCUCCUUCUCAACUUCUCCGUUAAUGAGACUCCUGCAAAUCACUUGCAGAAGUUCAAAGGUGGGUCCUGGAGAGAACGUCUACAAGCGAAAAGAGACGCCAAACGAGGGACAAAACCAAGACAGAACGAUCCGAAUAAAGUCCCUAUAAAGUCGAGGGAGCCUCAAUCACAGACUCCAGACCUUGCAGAAACGCGGCCGGCCAAGAGACGGCGUGAAAACGGCUACACUCCGCCUUUCAGUGAACCUGGUUCUCAAUCUCGGCCCCAGGGACAAAAGCGCAAUGAAGCAAACACAACUGCAGGGCCUCGUGAAGUGAUCUCCUCCCUGUUCACAUACAAUCCCAAAUCGACCCUUGUGUCUGAGCCGCAGGAGAACCAGCAAGAAGAGACCCCGGCGAUCCCUUCAAACGCACCACUAGUUGAUGGCAUCGACACUUUCACUUCCCUUGGCCUUUCCCCAACUAUUGCCACUCACCUUCUGACCAAGAUGAAUCUCAAAGCCCCUACUGCCAUCCAGAAAGCCUCUAUAAUCCAGAUGUUGAAGGAAGAUAGUGACGCUUUCGUUCAAUCCGAGACAGGAUCUGGCAAAACUCUGGCAUAUUUACUCCCAGUAGUACAGCGUAUCAUGACUCUAUCAGAACAGGCCAGUGGUCAGAAUAAGACUGUCCAUGACCCCAGUUUACAUCGUGAUUCUGGGUUAUUUGCCAUCAUACUUGCUCCCACUCGUGAGCUAUGUAAACAAAUCUCUGUGGUGUUGGAGCGUCUCCUUGGUGCUGCACAUUAUAUUGUGGCGGGCACCGUCAUUGGAGGUGAGAAGAAGAAAUCGGAAAAGGCGAGGCUACGAAAGGGCUUAAACAUCUUGGUUGCUACUCCCGGUCGCUUAGUUGACCAUCUUGCGCACACAAAGGUUCUUGACGUUUCAUCCGUCCGGUGGCUUGUUCUUGAUGAAGGGGAUCGCCUGAUGGAUUUGGGAUUCGAAGAAGACAUCACCAAGAUUGUCAAGACACUGGACCAAAAGAAACGAAAGACCGCCAGGCCCGGCCUUCCUGACCGACGAACCACGAUUCUUUGCUCCGCUACUCUGAAAAUGAAUGUCCAGAAAUUAGGUGAGAUCAGCUUAAAGGAUGCUGUUUUGAUUAAGGGCGACUCAGAUGGACAGGAUGAGCACACAGGAAAUCAAAAAGGGGGAGUCGAUUCGGCUUUCCUCGCUCCGGCACAGCUCAAACAGUCUUACUUGGUGAGCGCAACUAAGUUGCGGCUUGUGACCUUAACAGCACUGCUCAAACGAACGUUCGCAAGAAAAGGGUCUGUGAUGAAAGCCAUUGUCUUUGUAUCUUGUGCCGACUCGGUAGAGUUUCAUUUCAAAGCUUUUAGACGUUCGCUGGAGAAGGCACCAGAAAACCAAGACAAUCCAGAAGGAACCCAUUCUUCGGGUGAAGACGAUCAAGCCACGAACCCAGCAAAAGCUGCUGCCGUUGUUGACGCGGACUCCAUCUCACCCUCUCCCGCUCUUUCAACACCUCAAAACCCUGUCACACUUUACAAACUUCAUGGUUCAUUACCACAAGCUACUCGCACGAACAUCGUCAGGCAAUUUGCCAAUACCACCUCUCCCUCACUAUUGAUUGCGACAGAUGUUGCUUCUCGGGGUUUGGAUCUCCCAAAUCUUGAUCUUGUCAUCGAGUACGAUCCAGCCUUCAGCUCAGACGACCAUCUUCACCGUAUAGGUCGUACUGCACGUCUCGGCAGAGAUGGGAGAGCCAUUAUUUUCCUACUCCCCGGAAAGGAGGAAGGUUAUGUUGAAGUGCUCCGACAAUCCUACAGACAAACAUCCGAAGCAGAUACCAGUCGAAACGUCACCCAUACUGCCGCGGACGACGUCCUUAAAAAAGGCUUCUCACCUGUUUCCGGAGUGAUAUCUACCAAGAACAACCGAGCCAGCAAAAUCUCAGAGCAGAAUUUAAAUCAAAGCUGGGAGACCAUUGCCACAGAGUUCCAGCUUUCAAUCGAGCGUUGGGUUCUCUCAGACCCGAAAAUCAAAGACCUUGCCAAACGGGCGUUCCAGUCGCAUGUCCGGGCUUAUGCCACGCAUAUUGCAGCAGAGCGAAAGUGGUUUGACAUCAAAGACCUGCAUUUGGGGCACCUGGCCAAGGCAUUCGGACUUCGAGAUGCGCCUGGCCGUGUCAACUUGGUCGGACAAGGACGUUCUGGCGCCGGCGGGAAGAGCAGUAGGGCAAGGGGCGGUAACUCAGAAGGUCAAACUACCAAUAGUGGUGCUGGAGGCGCUGGCGAUGGUGGCGAACCAGAUGAGUCAGCCAAGAAGAUGCGAGAGAAGGUCCGUUUGAAUCGGAAAUUGAUGAUGGGUGGUGGUGGUGCCGACGAGUUCAAUAUUGCAUAG